CGAGGCCAUGGCUGUCUCUUUCCUCCCCGUUCGAAUCCUCCGCCUUUAUUUUGCUUGUCUCUCAUUCGGCCUCGUGCUCGUCCUCUUCCUCCUGCACGGUCCGAGGAAGAAAGGGGAGAGUCCAGGUCAGGUGAAGCCAAAACAGCUGCAUCGCUCCGCCGCUUGAGGUUCUGUUUCUCAUCGCAGCGCCGGAUCCUGAAGCCAAGCCGAGAUUUUGGGAGGAAUGGUCGGGACUUGGCGACGGGAAUGUGACGAUGGAGGCUAGCAUUUUGUGCGGAUUGGAUCCCGUGCCCCCAGAAGGUCGAUUCUUGGCCAUUGUCUCUUCGUUGAUUCGAGUUUUCUAGGGUUGGAUUUUGUUGAGAGGCGCAAGGGUUUCAUGAUCUGAGUAGGGUUUUGUUUCAUCCAUCGAGAUGGGAACUUCUGCAUCGAAACCAUCUAAAAAUGGCGUUUUGCUUCUCUGCAAAUAUCGCAUAGAGCAUACCAAGCAGGUCAUUGAUUCGAGGUAUGCUCUAUCGGCAGCCCACCUCUCUUACAUCCAAUCUCUUCGCAGCUUUGGGGCUGCCCUCAGGCAGUUUGCAGAGGCCGACCUUUUGGUAGAAUCAGCACUUUCUACUUCUGAAGUCGACAAAUCUCCAUCACACUCUUCUUAUGCAUCGCCAUCACCUUCUCGGUUUGUCGAGUGUGUUGGUUCGCCAUUAAGUGCAAGUCCAUUGACACCUACAGCUGCCAAUGUGAGCUAUAUGAGGGCAACAGGGGCCUCCUCUAUAAAUGUGACACUUGAUCAUCAAUCAGCAAACCAUUUUGUCGGCGAGGAUUCUCUUACUUUCCCCCUUCCGCCGCCACCGCCGCCACCUCCUCUUGAUGUCAAUUCAUCAUGGGACUUCUUUGAUCCCCGCGGAGUCGCUGGCAAAGUCAGCAUGCCAACUACAGAAUGCCAUCAGACUUCAAAAGUUAGUAGGAUGGUAGGUUUGAUACAGAUAAAGGAAGCAGAAGUUGCUCCAUUCAAAGAAGAGUCACUUGAUAUCCACAAGGAGAAGAUGACCAAUCAUGAACCCCAGUCCACUGAUUCGGUAUGGGAAAAGAGUCAUAAGGACAGAGAAACAGAGCUGGCGAAGGAAAUAUGUCCUGAAAGGGAAGAUUUUUCUGAGUUCAUUACGCAUCGAGCUAAAGAUUUUGUGUCCAGUAUGAGGGACAUUGAGAACCGAUUUCUUCGUGCUGCUGAAGAUGGCGAUGAGGUUUCAAGGAUGCUUGAGACAAAGAGGAUCAAGCUUGGCAUCUCUACUGAGACAAUAGGCAAACAUCAUGCUUACUCAGUUCUGGUGAUAUUAAGUCAGGUUUGUUGUACAGGAGAAACUUCUCAGAAGUAUAAAGAUUCUAACCAGAAUGCUGUGAAAAUCAUCACUUGGAACCGUUCCAUCUCCUCUCUCUCGUCAUCAUCCAAAAGUCCUCUUGCAACAGCUACAAAUGAUGAUGCCGGAGACGUUUGUAGUGAUUUUGUUGAUGAGUUUUCUAUGAUAUCGGGAAGCCAUUCAUCCACACUCGAAAGGCUAUAUGCAUGGGAACGGAAACUAUAUGAUGAAAUCAAGGCUAGUGAGCAUAUCAGGAGGACAUAUGAUCAGAAGUGCAACUUACUCAGGCAUCAAAUUGCUAGAGAUUCAAGUGCAGCAGUAAUCGACAAAACCAGAGCUGUUGUCAAGGAUCUGCACUCUCGAUUGAGGGUGGCCAUUCAUUCAGUUGAUUCAAUUUCAAAAAGAAUCGAGAAGAUGCGAGAUGAAGAACUACUUCCGCAACUGAUGGAGCUCGUACAAGGGUUGACAAAGAUGUGGAAAGCAAUGCUCGAAUGCCAUCACACACAAUUCAUCAAAAUAUCAUUGGCUUACCAUGCGAAGACCUUGGCGGCCGCAACACAAAGUGAAGUUUACAAACAGGCUUUGAUUCACCUAGAACGCGAACUUGAAUACUUUGGCUCCCGCUUUCUGAACUGGGAUGAUGCUCAUAAGUCCUACCUGAAAGCACUCAAUGGCUGGCUUCAAAAAUGCAUUUUGCAACCACAGGAACGCAGAAAAGGAAGGAAGAAGCCUCUCUUUCCACCUCGUCAAGCCAUUUCUCCGCCGAUAUUUGUAGUUUGCAGUGACUGGCUUUCAGGGCUCAACUCACUUCGCGCUGAAGAACUCCUUGAUUCUAUCAAGGGCACUGUGUUGGUUAUUCACAAUGCAUUAGAGCAUCAAGUAGACUACAAGGAGCUAGGCAAAGUGCCUGAUGAACCGGAAAAAAAUGGAGUACCCGAGAGCAAGGAAGAUGGAAAUUGUGAGAAACAUUUAAACUUGGAUGAUCUGCAAGCAAGCUUGACGAGGGUGUUUGAUAGGCUGACAAAAUUCUCAGAGGGUGCCCUGAAAGUUUACGAAGAUGUUAAGCAGAGCAACGAGAUUGCGAGUGUUGCUUAUUCAAACACAGGGAUGAGGUACCUGCUUUAGAUGCUCCUCUCACAUAAAUUCUUUUGUUGGUUCAGUCAGUCUAAUGCUUUAGUGUGGUUUUUGUUUCAAAGUUUGAGGUUUUCACUAAUUUGAGAUGAACUCUUGAUUGGCCUUAAGAUCAAGGAGUCUUAGAUUAAUGCUUGAUACACCGAUCUUCAAUCGACUUGCGAAGAAUCUCCCCUAACUAGGUCUCUUGGUGGUGAAUGUCAUCUCAAUGGAAUCAAUCAUUAGAUAGACUUCUAUGUAUGCAUACAAUGAAAUAACUUUGUCAUCCGACUAUCAAUUCGGCUAUACCAUGGGAGUAAUAUAAAAA
Messenger RNA from Zingiber officinale, 2787 nucleotides. Its product is annotated as protein ALTERED PHOSPHATE STARVATION RESPONSE 1-like. The record is from RefSeq and is a predicted model, not a curated record. Lineage: Eukaryota; Viridiplantae; Streptophyta; Magnoliopsida; Zingiberales; Zingiberaceae. The coding region runs from base 411 to 2474 and encodes 687 amino acids. The transcript has 5 exons.